GCGCACCAGAGGCAUCCAUCAUGAAUGGCGUGCAUUAGGUUGUGUACAAAAAUUUUGAUUGGCCUUUUCAAGUGAUUUUUAUUUACCUGUACCGCGUUUGAUUGCAACUAACUGUAAAUACAGAAGCCUACGGGACACUACUUGUUAUGCGUUUGGGCGGUUUGCAGCGUUUGUGCCGUUGUUCCGUGCGAAAGUCCAAGUGAUUGUGCGGUGUUUUCAUUUGAGCGAUACAUUCACACACGCGUCUAUAGAAAAGUGCUCGCAACACGUACAAACACUAGACAAAAGCGUGAAGCGACAGUGACGGGAAACUCAAGAUAUUCCUCGGAUUUCUAGUGCAUAUGUGACAUCUUGGGAGCUGCGAGGAGGACACCAGGAACCCGAGUUGGAUCCCGUCCGGGAGACGUCGUCCCCCGUGCCAGUGCUGGCCAGCAAAAACACUCAUUUGCGGCCGACAUUACAUUGAUGGCUCGCGGUCUGAUGGAAAUCAAGAAAAAAUCGAGAUAAUGUUCAGGACCAGACGGCUUCGGGUGCGCUCACAGGAAGAAAGUCGCAUGCUCCUCAGGAGACCGAAACGUGUUAGAUAGAACUGCAAACAUCAACGAAUCAACAUUACAUAAAAGUUUACCUACGUAAUAAGAAAGAGCUCAUCGCAAGUUCAAAAAUAUAAGUGACCCAAACACAAAAGCAAUCCAGUAUAUUAGUAGUAUGACACAUAAUUUAGGAAUGGCACCGUACAGAUUGCCAGGGCCUGGGAUAUGCCCGCCCGACUUCAAACCGCCUUCAGAAUCAUCGCAACUCACCUCGGCGCCCAGCAAUCCGAAGAAACGUCGGAAAACGUCUAGUGCACCUGCCAAUCCAUUGCCUUCACAACCACCCCCGUCGCCACAAGAUUUACUCCCGCCUCCACUGACGGGAUAUGGUGAUACGAUAGUUGCAUCGAAUCCUUUUGACGACACGCCCCCGAACCCACCACCGAUGAGUCAUUCGCUUGGUCACAUGGGAAUGCAAGGGGGCGGUGGCAUGAAUCCACACAUUCACCAUCCUAUGGGCGUACCACAGAUGCGAGGAAUGAGCCCUUUAGGAAUGGGCAAUAUGAGUCCAAUGGGAAGUAUGGGAGCGAUGGGGCCUGGCAGUAUGCAAUGCGGCGGCCCACUACCACCACAUAUGAAUAGUAGGGGAGGUGGUAUGAGUCCAAUGGGUGGAAUGCCCCCUGGUGCUGCAAUGGGCGGAAUGAGUCCCAUGGGAAAUAUGGGGCCGAGUUUAUCACCGAUGGGGCCUAUGGGCGGGAUGUCGCCGAUGGGUGGACCGCCUAACUCACACAUGGGAAUGAAUCCAAAUAUGGGUCCAAACGGCAAUCGAUCGAUAGGAAGCCCGAUGAGUGGUGGACCGAUAGGGAGCCCCAUGAAUUCACUACCGAUGGGUUCACCUAUGGGAAAUGCGAUGGGCAGCCCGUUAGGUGGUCCCCCAGGACAUAUGAACAAUGGACAAAUGGGCCCUCCAAUGCACAGUCCCCUGGGGAACGGUCCCAGCCAUAUGCCCGGGCCGCGAAUGAACGUUCCAAAUGGUGCUAUCCCAACAAGUGGUCCAAUGCCACAUCAAAUGAAUCCCAUGGGUCCAGGACCCGGACCAGGCAAUAAUCCAAUGACAUCAUCGACUCAAAUGACGACAACGAACAGUAUAAAUACAAUGGGCGGUUCGAUAGGCGGCGGUGCGGGUGGCCCAAUAGGAAACGCAAUGGUUGGACCCCACCCGCAUUCACCGAUGAACCACCAAAAUGUUCCUAUGGCGCCCCAGCAAGGAGGUGGCGGACCGGGAGGACUAAUGAACAGUGGCCAUCAUCCCAUGAAUGCAGGAAUGGGACAUGGCGGCAUAGCAAUGGGCCCCAUGGCCCCGAUCGCGCCAGGCCAUAUGGGACACUUGGGUGGCCCAGGAAGUGGGAUGGGCGGCCCCAUGAAUGGCCCACCUAAUCCAAUGGGAGGACCUCCUGGUAUGUUCGGACCGAAACCCAUGUCAGUGAGUGCAGGAAAAGUGUAUCCAGCCGGACAGCCGAUGGUCUUCAACCCGCAAAAUCCUAACGCCCCGCCUAUAUAUACAUGUGGCUCGUGUCAUAAAGAAGUGAACGACAACGAUGAAGCGAUGUUUUGUGAAUCUGGAUGUAAUUUCUUUUUUCAUAGAACGUGUAGUGGCUUAACGGAAGCUGCAUUUCAACUGAUCAAUAAGGAAUGCUUCGCCGAAUGGUGUUGUGACAAGUGCUUGUCUUCCAAGUCUAUACCAAUAGUUAAAUUUAAAUGUUAAAUGUCGUUGUCGUCUGUAUUUUAAAACAAAUUAUGAAGAACUUUAUAAAGCAAAUCCAACAGAUAAUAUUGUAAAGCACUAAAAACAACAACAAGAAAUGAACAUCAAACAAAAACAAGUUGAAGUUGAUAUGAAACAAUACAAAUGCUAAACAAUCAAUGAUAUGAAGGACGAAAGGUUAUUAAGAAAUUGUGUGCGUGCGUGUGUAUAUGGGUCUGCAAGUGAGUAAAGUGUGAGAUUGAAUGAAAGUGGAAUAAAAUUAGUUAAUAAAAAUGUUUUUUUUCGUCUUAAAGCAGAAUGAAAAUAAAAAAAAAUAAAUGAUGAAUAAAUUAUUUAAAACAUAAAGGACGAA
This is a messenger RNA of Hermetia illucens (black soldier fly), 2650 nucleotides long. It is a transcript of the gene pygo, whose product is annotated as protein pygopus. The record is from RefSeq and is a predicted model, not a curated record. Lineage: Eukaryota; Metazoa; Arthropoda; Insecta; Diptera; Stratiomyidae. The transcript is spliced from 3 exons. Bases 709 to 2298 code for a protein of 529 amino acids.